GUUUUUAUUUAUUUAUUAAUUAAUUGUAAUCGAAUAGCCCCAAAAAGCUUGACAGUGUGACAGGCCCUAAUCGAACUAAAUUUAUCGAUAACAUCAGCCACUACCACGCUGUGCGUGAACUAAAGUUAAAUUUUCAAGAACAAAAAGUGAUUUGUUUUUAGUUUUCCAAGCAUAAUGAGCGAUGAGCAGCCGAUGGACGUGGAUCUGGGCCCCUCGUUCAGCAUCCGGGACUACGUGGUGAACCAGAAGAUGGGCUCCGGCUCCUUUGGGGACAUCUACCAGGCCAGGCACCGCCAGACGGGGCUCCUGGUGGCCUUGAAGAUCGAGCAAAGUAAUGCCAGCAGCAGGCAGUUGUGCUUCGAGUAUCAGCUGUAUAACAUACUGCGCCAUGGCACUGGCAUUCCAAGGGUCUACCAUUUCAAAGCGGCCAGGACAUACAAUGUGCUGGUAAUGGAGCUGCUGGGUCCCUCGCUGGAAGACCUCUUUAACGUUUGCGAACGGAGAUUCUCCCUGAAAACGGUGCUCAUGCUGGCGGAGCAGAUGAUUGAACGGGUGGAGUUCCUCCACUCCCAUAAGUUUCUUCAUCGCGACAUCAAGCCCGACAACUUCCUCAUGGGCAGAGGUGACACCAGGAAUCGUGUAUACCUAAUAGAUCUGGGCCUGGCCAAGCGAUACUGGAGUGUGGUGGAGAACAAGCAUGUACGGCACAUGAUGGGCAGUCACUUGACUGGCACUGCGCGCUACGCCUCCGUAAAUGCCCUGACUGGAGGAACACAAUCCAGGCGGGACGACCUGGAGUCGCUGGGCUAUGUCAUCAUGUACUUCCUAAGGGGCAACCUGCCCUGGCAGGGCCUCAAAGCCAACUCCAAGAUGCAGAAGCACGAGAUGAUAGCCGAGAUGAAGAUGUCCACGCGGCUAGACGACCUGUGCCUUGGUUAUCCCGAGGAGCUCUACCACUUCAUUGACUACAGCCGUGCCUUGGGCUUCGAGGAGCAGCCCAACUACCAGGCCAUCAUUCGAUCCUUUGUGGAUCUACUCCACAGUCUGAAGAUCACCAACGACAAGAUAUACGACUGGGACACACUUAGCCAUAAGAAGGAGCAGCUGGCCCAGGAGAAACACGAGGAGGAGGAGGAAGUCGAAAUAGAAAUAGAAAUGCUGUAGCCAUGUUCAAUGUGUGUUAAAUGUAAAGACGGCUCUGACUUUUCCAGUGGCCUGUCAGAAAUGCCAAUUUAAAAUACACAAGCUGCCAGCUACCAAAAUGAGUCCAAUUAACAAAGCUGGGAUUUGUGCAACGUUUGCAUUCUGGGGGCAGAUUCGAGUGGAGGAGAGAUUCUGGAGCAGCAGCUGGCAGCAAUGUCCGUCAGAACGGAUGGGAUGGCAGCAAAAGU
This is a messenger RNA of Drosophila gunungcola (fruit fly), 1391 nucleotides long. RefSeq lists its product as uncharacterized. Gene Ontology annotation, cellular component: nucleus; cytoplasm. Gene Ontology annotation, molecular function: protein serine/threonine kinase activity; ATP binding. The transcript has a single exon. NCBI's taxonomy places the organism in Eukaryota, Metazoa, Arthropoda, Insecta, Diptera, Drosophilidae. The record is from RefSeq and is a predicted model, not a curated record. Gene Ontology annotation, biological process: signal transduction; endocytosis; peptidyl-serine phosphorylation. The coding region runs from base 175 to 1164 and encodes 329 amino acids.